AUGGCGUUGUCAGGCUUUGCAUCUGUGCAGAAUCCGAUGGAUCCGAGGAAGUGGACUUCUGGAACCCUUUUGGAGUACCUGCAGCUUCAUGAAAUUUUCACUGGUAUGGAGUGGGAAAGUCAUACCGUUGGGAAGGAGGAACGUUUGCUGUUGGUGCGUGCAGUCAGGGAUGAUCUUGAUCGUUUCUAUCAUAUGGGUGGUGACGCGUCGGGGUUAGUGCCUCUGGAAAAUGUUCUGGAAACUGAUCCAAAAAUUCUUCUGAGGUGCCGCGUUCCUCCAGGAGCUGCUACGUUGCUCAGGCAAUACCCCCAAAAGCUGGGUGAUACUGUCAACGCGGGACUUGAAAUGUUGAUGGAGGAGAGAACCAAAUAUAGUUCCCCUGCUGCAUGGAAGUGCACCAGCAAUGCUCUGCCAAUGGUGGAGUGGUGGCUGGGUCUCACUGUUGAUGAAGAAGGAGAAAAAAUGAUACGAGAGGAGACGGGGUUUCGUGUUUGCGGUCGUUCUUUUCAACCUGGGGAAAUACUUGUGUUUUGCAAGGAUUGCGCCUCAGAUUGUUCGUGUGUGAUGUGUAGUGACUGUUUCAAGAGUUCUCCAUGCAUUAAUCAUAAUUAUGUCGUGCGGCAGUGCUUGAUUGGUGGGGGUAUGUGUGACUGUGGUGACCCGUCUGCGUGGAAAACUGCUUCUUUUUGCACACGACAUAGGGGAUUUCAGAGUUCGGCGGAUCCUGCUGCCGAUAUGGACUGUACUAAGCGACAGUGGCUUGAGGUGUUGUCGCGUGGUCUUGUACUAUACAUUACGACGAUUGUUGGCGCACAGGCGGAAUACCAAUGCAAUAGUAACAGUAGUGAUGAUCAAUUGGCAAGGAUGCAGUGGUUUGAUCGAGCACUUCGUCGGAUAGCUGACAUUGCACUGCUUCUUUCGGCCAGUGGUGACGGACCCCGACGUGUGCUGUGCCAUAGCCUUAUGGAGAAGGCGCUCGUAUCCCGGCGUGUUGAGUGCGUAGCGGAUGGAAAAAGGCUGGAGGAGAUGCGUCACCUUUCUUGCAUGGAAGAAUUAUUUUUAUAUGGGUUUGAAAUCCCCAAGUUAUCCCGUUUUUCCAUUUGGGAACGCUCUAUUCUUUGGUUAUUCAACAACACCCUCUGUGACCCGCUGAUCCGCGUCCCCUUUGCGGAGCUUCUUUUAAAGUACGGGGAACGAGGCGCCACGAGGAGGGAGUUACAUGUUGCAACGCUCAGCGUUCAGGUCUUUACAUCCAGUGAUGUUGUGGACAGCCUUUUACUGCGGGAGCCACAUCCAAAGUGGGAAAGUGUGCUCAAGGGAGAAACAAUUCUUCAUCGGCUUAUCUCUUGCCUGUUGUAUUGCAGUUGUGAGACCAUGAAUGUGAGAAACGCUUCCCCACAAGAGGUCUCGAGGGCAGUCAGGUGUUGUAGGUGGAUGACAGAAGUGUUGUGUGUGACACAGAACACUUGUGCAAUCGUUGUGUCGCGCCAACUUUAUCGCGGCUGGUGCAGGUUACUCACGAUUAAUGGGAGUGCUAGUAUGGUGUUUCGAAGGACAUCAGUGGGCGAGUCAGACGGGGGCAGUGUGGAAACGGACUGUGCUAUGAAUAUAGAGUUAGAGCUGCAGCAAAUGUUUCACCGUAUAGCGAAUAUGGCCCGCGACGUAGCGGUGUCGUUGCACGCGGGCGAGUUGUUAAUUCCGCCCCGCCUGUUGGAAAGUCUUUCGUCUUCCUCGUGGUGUGGUGCAUUGGACCCCGCUGUUGAGAGCAGCAAGCGUCGUGACAUGCUUGAAGGGUUUUCCGUACAGGGUGGAUCAGCACUGUUGGUCGGAGGCGGUGGGGUUGGGUGUAACGUAACUUGUCGAGAGUACAUGCGUGAGCUAAUGAGAGAGUGUAUGGUGGCCAUUAACGCCCUUCUCCAAGAAAAGCGGGGCGGGUUUUCCCCAAAGGAAGUAAUUUCUGUGGACGCAGAUGGGAAGCCACUACUGGAACGAUAUGACUUGCUAGAUAAAAAAUCACCUAAUCCAACAUCGUUUGUGCUUCCGCACAUGCGAUUCUUCGCAGAAAUAGUGAAGUCGUGGAUGAAGGUACAAAAGCGAAUUGAAGAAAGCGGGGCGGAAGUUGAACAGGGGUCAUUCGUCUCUCUUCUUUCGGAGUUGUUUGCGGAAACAGAAGCGAGGGCAGAUUAUUGGAUUGAUGAGCUUCUCAUGCCAUUGGUCCUGCUCUGCCAACAUGAGCAAGGUCUUUGGCAUGGUGAGCGCUUUGAGUUGUCAAGGCGUUGCGAGUGUUACGUUGCUUGCAGUACACUCAUGAUCGAAGCAGACGUGUGCAUGAUGCAACUGCUUAUGCUUUUGGUCCCCACAGAGACGUUUGCAGCUCAGUUGCUGAAUCGGUUCAUGUUCUCUAAGGAGAAUCGUGCGUUGGGUUACACCGGCUUUUUGAGGCUUGUCCUCACACUUUGUGUACAGGACUGCAGUUUACUAAUUAAUAAUAAGGCUGAUUUAGUCUUCGCAUUGAAACGGCGGUUACUGCACGUCAUUGCAGGGGACCGCGGUCACUCCCUUGACGACCUGGAGAGGGUAGCCAGUGAGUUGGAACAUGCUUUACCCGGCAUCAACCUUGAUGAAUUGCUUCCAUUAAUUUUUAGAGAAGUGACCACGACAGUGAAAAGCCGGAAGAGGGCGGUGGUUCAGUUCAAGGAUGUUUGCACGUGGCGGUCGUACAUAAACCUUUAUCAUCCAUCACUUCGGGACCACCAUUUACCUGAUAUGUGCGAUCUCUACGACCGUUUAGUGCGGAGGAAGCGGAUGGGAACCGACAGUGGGGGGGAGGGAGACUCUAACGAUGCACCGGCGGUGUUCCCUCCACCUAACAUACGAUGGGUUGAAGUGACUGAGCGGCCUGAGGAAGGGUCGUGGGAGGCUCGUCGUGCCGCCGUAUUCCGUGACAAGGUGUUUCUACUGCUACAGGAUCCUUGUGUGCUUAGCGUUGCCAUACGUGCAGUUCACGGAUACAUGUUUGACGGGCUGGAGGGCUGUUCGGGGUCUGAGGGGACGGUAAGUAUCAUUACGUUGGCGCAUGCCAUCUCUUUGCUGUACCUUGCAAUGAGGGCAUGCACAAUCAUUGGUGCUGGUGCGUCAGGUGGAUCUGCUGCUACUGUGGUGGAUUGGGAUGCGGUUGGUAAGUUUCAUAAAAAAAAUUCAUCCCCACCGAUACACGCUCCGCAACAACUCAACCAGCUGCUCGGUGUGGAAGGUCUUCUCAACGCGAGGAACCUUAAGGAAGCCCUUGAAGUUCCUGUGGAAGCGGAUUUAGUUUUUGGGGCGGGCCGUUCACCGGUGUCGACAGCGUCCGCGACUACAACAGUGGAUGCGCUACGCAAACUACGCACCCGUUUCCGUGAGGUAACGAAGGAUAUAUUUGGUAUUGUUGGAAUGGUAGAGUUUAUACUUCAAGGCAUGAGUGAACCUUCCCUUUCGGUUGGGGCAGACAAGCCAGCGGUUGGGGAGUCGCAGCGUGGAGAGGGUGAGUGCUGCCGACCGGACGUCAAGGGGAAGCAGUCAGCGCUUUUGAAGCGUAUGAAAGCGAUUAACGCGAAGAAAAGUUUUGCCAUGCUCUCUGAUCCUUCGAGGUUUGGCUUUUAUGCAACACAAGACGCACCUGCACCGGGUGUGAAACCUUCUGUGUGUGAAGGUGGCAGCCAUUCUUCGGUGGCCAACCCAAUACUGCAGCGUAUCCGAAGCAUGGAUUGUUGCAUAUGCCGGGAUCAUGCGAGGGGAUCGCUUGCUCUUUUCGGAAACGUUUCUGUGUCUGAUGUGCUUGACCGCCUUCGAUUUGACGACACAGGGGUCGACUCCCACCAGCAACAACCUCAAAAGCGCAAGCUAAGCACUCAUUUUUACCUCUGUGGACAUGCCGCCCACAUGAGUUGUGUGAAGAGGAUAUUUGGUCGAAUGGCCUCCACUUUGCAAAACACGCCAGACAUGGACCGGUUGCCUGCAGCGGUUACUCGCAACGAUUUCAGCUGUCCAAUGUGCCUCAUGGUUUGCACCACGCUCUGCCCGUGCCCCGUGCCACCUGCGAAUGUGGCGACGGGAGAGGCAUCUUCCCUGUUUGAGAUGGUACGGGAGAGUUCGUUACGUGCUGUCAGCUCUGACGAGGCCGCCCGAGGUGCACUGCAGAGUUUGUGGUGUGACAUUUCUAGCGUAGCUGUUACCAAUUCUUCCUGUGAUGGCAGCGGGAAUGAAUCGCGGAGUGUGCGGAAGCAACCGCGGGACGAAAAUAAGAACAUUCGAGAGGUUGUCGAGGUUGCUCGAAGUGUUCGUGCGCAAAUGUGCGUAGCGCUCGAGUGGGUGAAGGUUGGAGGUGCUGUGCUGUACAAUGAGCUGCUCACCCUCCUCUCCCUCAUGAUAUCACUGGAGCCAAUAUUACUUGAAGGGACUAUUUCCCAUGCUUGUGCGGAACUUUCCUGUCACGAUGUUGAUGAUAAUUUUUGCGUACUUAUUCUAAAUGCACUACUGCAUCCCUCAGACGCGGCAGAGUACGUGGCUCAGUACACGACACUCUUACUGCAUUCGAGUGAUUGCUCUGCCCUCACCUCGGGGCCCGUCGACGAUGAUGGCCAAGGCGCUCACAGUGGACUUCUUAUGUCUGUAUGGCGUGAGUUGGGGUGCCUUACGCUUCUCAAGGCGUUGCUGACCGACAAUACACCAUCUGAGGUGGUACAGAUCGGUGACGAUAAGGUUGUAUUCAUUCCGUUUCAGUCGGAAGAGCUUGCAACGUUGGAGGGUCAGAGCCAAGCUGUUUUCACCAUGUUGUGCUAUUUGUUGCAGAAACCGCUUCAAAACUGCGAGUGGGGACAUACAAAAGCCUCGGAGGCCUUGGUCUCGCUAAUUCACAAAGCGGUCUCGGAAGGGAAUGAGAAGAUGAUCAAAGGAACCCCGCUUAGUUUACUGCACCGUUGCCGCGACGUGUCUCUUCUUGAUGACGCGCCUCGUUUCAAACCGUUGGGUGUUGUGUAUGAAGGGGCCUUAUUGUGGAAGCGGUUCUUAAUGAAUCGUGUGUUGCACCUUCCUGAUGCCCACGCCCAAUUACUCCUCAGCCUCAACCCCAAUGAACCUUGUAGCAUGUGUGGCGAUACAGAAGGGAAUCGUCUCCUGUGCUGCUUCUGUGGCAAACUCUUUUGCUUGAGACCAUCACAAAGGCCACCGGAGCUUUACAUUCAUGCCCUCUCGUGUGGCAGUGGCCUUGGUGUUUACAUGAGUCCCGAAGACAAUCGUAUAUACGUGCUCGAAACUAGAAGGUCUCAAGUUGUUGUUCUAGCGGGUCCUUACGCCGACGAGUAUGGUCGACCUGCAGUGCGUGGCUACACCUCGCGCCAGUUAACCCUUAAUGACGACUUGGCGCAUUUUUUGCUUUCCUUGUGGAUUCGGUCGAGGUGGAAUGUGGAGUUUACUGUGGUCAGUGAAAUGAAGCGGCGGGACCUUCGACUCCUUUAA
Molecule: messenger RNA, 5496 nt
Organism: Trypanosoma brucei brucei TREU927
Lineage: Eukaryota; Euglenozoa; Kinetoplastea; Trypanosomatida; Trypanosomatidae
Product: ubiquitin ligase, putative
Exons: 1
Coding region: 1-5496 (1831 amino acids)
Biological process (GO): ubiquitin-dependent protein catabolic process via the N-end rule pathway; protein ubiquitination
Cellular component (GO): cytoplasm; ubiquitin ligase complex
Molecular function (GO): zinc ion binding; ubiquitin protein ligase activity
Source: RefSeq, a predicted model, not a curated record